ACAACCGUGAUUAAAGAGGACGGCAAAGAAGGAAAAUGGGGAAGAGGAGGGAAGACGAGUUUACAAAGGAGAGGGGCUAUAGGCAGUGCAGAAUCUGUAAUAUGAUAAAGAGUCCUCAGUAAUUCAAUUAUGUCGCCUUCCCUUUCCCAUUGAAAAUUCCUUGCCCCGCCCACAAUGGCCCCGCCCCUUUGCAAGACAUGUCGUGAUUUACGUUUCCAUACGAUACCCAUAGUAUUCCAAUCUAUCAAUCCGAUCUAAUUCCUGUAGGAUCUACUUUGCAUAAUCUCUCGGAGCAAACAAUUUAUCGAUUUUGUUACAUAACUCGAAAAGGGCGAAGUCUCGAAGGCACAUGAAUAGAUUUCUCCCCCAUUAUUCGGUGUGUGUGCUGUCCAUUUGCGGUAAUAUUGGAGACGUAUAGAACAAAAUAGAGUUGGGAAUCAUGGCUCCUCUUAUCACCCUCAUCUCCGGCUGCUCCACCGGGAUCGGCAUGGAGCUCGCGGUCAGGUUGGCCAAGGAUCCAAACAGCAAGUACCUGGUCUAUGCCACGAUGAGAAACCUAGGAAAGAAGGACGCCCUCACGGAGGCUGCGGGUGACAACCUCGACAAGACACUGUUCAUACGUCAGCUUGACGUCACACUAGAUGAUCAAGUUAAGAGCAUCUAUAAUUUCAUCAUGGAGAAACACGGGCGUAUUGAUGUUCUAGUUAACAAUGCUGGAUAUGGUUUCUUCGGACCUCUGGAGACGAUGGGUAUGGAUAAAGCUAAGAUCAUGUUUGAAACCAAUUAUUUUGGUACAGUUAGAUUGAUUAAAGGAGCUCUACCAGUCAUGAAGAAACAGAAAUCCGGUAGUAUCGUCAAUAUCAGCAGCAUUGUCGGACAUCUUGGUAUUCCGUUUAUGGACAUGUACAACGCUAGUAAGUUUGCAAUGGAAGGACUAACCGAAUCAUUACGGCCACAACUCAAAGAAUUUGGAAUAGGUAUUAGCACUGUGCAGCCUGGGCCCGUAUUGACUAAAUUUGGAGAAAAUAUGAUGGCGAUCUCUGAUUUAGAUGAGAACAGUGUAUCCGAAGAUACAAAGAAGCAAUUUAUGGAGUUUCGGAAGAUUAUUAGCAAUCCCGACAUCCUCAGUCCUCAGACAGCCGAGCCGGUCAUUGAUGUCAUCGUUAAAGCCAUUGAGGCCGAGAAACCACGACUACGCUACCCAACCAGUCCGAAUGUAGGUGAUUGGUUAGCCAAGAGAUACGUCACAGAAGAUGUAACGGGCACGGAGAGUUGGUUCUAAGAUCAGCACGUGUCCCGUCCGGGGCGAUUUUUUUUUCUUACGGAAAUGUCGGCCUUUUAUCUUUCUGUAUACCACAGAUAAGCCGUUUCGGAGUCUUUGAAUUAGGCUACAUGGCAUUGACUUCUGUUUUGUCCAAAGCCUCCCCUUUUUUUUCUUUUUCAAGUAAAAAAUUGAGAAAUUGUUAAUCUUAAGUACUUGCCUUUACAUUGGGAUUGGAACCUGGACAUAGCCAUUGCGCAAGGAUUAUCCCAUUGCGCUACGCUGACCGGUUUUACUCGAAUCAUUGCCAAUUAAUUUAAAUCUUUCCGGUGAUGUCGGGAAGAAAAUGUUCGUAGGAAAAAAUAAUCGCGUCCAGGGCAAAGGGACGUUUUUCCUACAAGUCCCGUUUCAUCUGUCAGUUACCAUAUAUAAUAGCAGUGUUUCUCAGCCAAUCAUAAUCAAUGAAAGUUGUCAAAUCUGACAACUUUUCGGACAAAAAAGGUGUUGGUGAAACGUUCUCCUUCGCGGUUUCCUUUUCACAAAUAUUUACAACUAUGUAACUUUGUCAUUAUUAUACGUGUCAUGGUAACCUUAAUUGUGAUAGGCUGCUGAGACCUGCGACCAUUGUAUUGGUCAUGAUUACAAAGUAACCAUAUUCGUAAUACUUUUUAUGCCAAAUAAUAUGUAUAUUAUGUUUCAAGUAAUGUGUUUCAUAAAGCUUUUGGUAAAGUCACGCACAACUUUAGCAUCUUAUUAGGUGCAAAGUUUAACACAAGAAAGUCUUUCAAGCCACGGGUAACCUACACGAGCAACUUUAUAUACGCCCCCCCCC
This is a messenger RNA of Lytechinus pictus (painted urchin), 2093 nucleotides long. RefSeq names its product retinol dehydrogenase 8-like. NCBI's taxonomy places the organism in Eukaryota, Metazoa, Echinodermata, Echinoidea, Temnopleuroida, Toxopneustidae. Gene Ontology annotation, molecular function: oxidoreductase activity. The coding region runs from base 440 to 1282 and encodes 280 amino acids. The record is from RefSeq and is a predicted model, not a curated record. The transcript has 6 exons. Gene Ontology annotation, cellular component: cytosol.